AUGCCGCAGAAGAUCAUUGACAAAUAUCUGGCCGACGACUCCGGAAGUGGCCCCAAAACGCAUUCUCUAAGCUGUGUGAAGGCACAGAACCGUACCGAUAGGCUCAGUCACUCCGUUUUCAAGGAUGUCCUUAGCGGCUCAGAUACUGCGUCUCUCUGCCAACGCUACGCUCUACGCCUCUAUAACACAUUGGCCGAGUCCGAUAUCAGCGAGGAAUGGACACCUCUGCCAGAUCUCGUGGCCUUUGUACAAGGCGCUUUGACGCUGGCCAAUACUGAAGCUUUAUGGGGAACACACUUGACAGCAACGUCGAACUUUUGUAGCGAUCUGACCGGAUUCUUCAAGGAUACGCGAAUGUUUACCUAUCAACUUCCCCAAUGGCUGAUACCGAAAGCCUUCGCUCGAAGAGGUCGCUUACUAUCUGACUUGCAUCGAUGGCAAUCGUUUGCCACUGGCGUUGAUGGCGACGUUGCACCUUGGGAAGAUAACGAAUACGAUGAUGGAAAAUGGGGUUCGAAAAGACUGAGGAAGUGGCAGGCUGAUUUCCUGGAAAUGGACGAUGCUGACGCCGCAGGAUUAGCUUCAGUCCAUCUGACAUUUGCAUGGGCGUAA
Messenger RNA from Didymosphaeria variabile, 612 nucleotides. RefSeq lists its product as uncharacterized. The record is from RefSeq and is a predicted model, not a curated record. Bases 1 to 612 code for a protein of 203 amino acids. The transcript has a single exon. Lineage: Eukaryota; Fungi; Ascomycota; Dothideomycetes; Pleosporales; Didymosphaeriaceae.